CAUGCACAGAUACAAAAGAUCUGACUGCCAACAGCCUAUCCUAUCAAGCCCUUGCCCAACAGGCUACAGCUCCGGCACGCUGAGCCUUGUUUUGCCUAGCACUUAAUGCUGCGGUGCUGCAGGAACCAAGCUAAGAUCCAGCAGAACCUCAUGUACCUCGCCGCCAUCGCAGCCAGCCAGCCGCCGCAGACAGCGUCGCUGUCUCAGUACCCGUCCAACCUGAUGAUGCAGUCCGAGCCGCGGUACAUGCCGCAGCAGUCGGCGCAGAUGAUGUCGCCGCAGUCGCUGAUGGCGGCGCGGUCGUCGAUGAUGUACGCGCAGCAGGUCAUGUCGCCCCUCCAGCAGCAGCAGCAGCACCAGGCGGCCGUGCACGGCCAGCUGGGGAUGUCCUCCGGCACGACCACCGGGUCACGGUGAGGACAGCAUGGGCGGCGGCGGCGGCGACAUGGCCUGCAGGUGGGUAGUGCGGGUUGAUUAGGGCUAAAGGCAGGGGGCAAACUGCAAAAUGCGCGGGCUGACCGGCCCAGCCCAGCUGGCUCCACUUGGCGAGCUGUGAUUCGCCCAGGACCAAACUUGCACUUCCAUGACAAGUUCAAGGACCAAAUAAUCAACCUUUUUAAGUUUGAGGACCAAACCAUCACCUCCAUGACAAGUUUAGAGACUUGCAGUGCUAUUACCUCAUAUCUCUUGUACACUGCACAAGACGAUUUUCUUUACGGAUGACACUGUCUCUUGAUUUGAUUUGAUGUGACGCCACAGGAGCCAUGGGCCAUCCGAAUGAUA
Molecule: messenger RNA, 783 nt
Organism: Aegilops tauschii subsp. strangulata
Lineage: Eukaryota; Viridiplantae; Streptophyta; Magnoliopsida; Poales; Poaceae
Source: RefSeq, a predicted model, not a curated record